Molecule: messenger RNA, 1575 nt
Organism: Colletotrichum truncatum
Lineage: Eukaryota; Fungi; Ascomycota; Sordariomycetes; Glomerellales; Glomerellaceae
Product: zip zinc transporter
Biological process (GO): zinc ion transmembrane transport
Cellular component (GO): fungal-type vacuole membrane
Molecular function (GO): zinc ion transmembrane transporter activity
Source: RefSeq, a predicted model, not a curated record
AUGGAGGCGACAGAGGUCGAUAACGAUACCAGGGGGUGGAUCAUGUGUAUCGUGAGCGGUAUUGCCUGCGUCGUGGGCGCAUCUAUCAUCUGCGUCGAUCUCAUUGUGCGAUGGUUCCCAGGACAGCGCAACUUCAGGAUACAAGACAGUAAUGUCUUUCUUGCCUGCUCCCUAAGCCUGAGCUUCGGCGUCAUGCUCUAUUCUGCUUUGAACAACAUGUUGCCGUCAGCCAAGCAGUACCUUAAGGAAGACGGCUUUCCAGAUCAGACAGCAGGUUUCAUCAUGGUGGGCUGCUUUGCUGGAGGAUUUGUCGGUAUACAGGUGAUCUCGCGCUUGUUGCACCAGUACAUGCCGUCGCACGUGGUUGAUUGCGAUCACACGCACAGCGAAAUCGACACCCGGUCGCGCAGCCAAAGCAGAAAAACAUCCUUGUACUCUGGAAGUCGGCGAUCAUCGCGACGACCGUUUGUUGAAUCCGUUGCAAGGAACGGUCACAUAUCCGAGUCUACGCCUCUGCUCAACGGCGAGACGACGCGCGAAAACGGAGGAACACUCCUCCCUAAACGCCAUGUUUCAAAGGGUAACCUGAGCCUCAGCACCACGCACUCAACACCGGCUCGGACUUCGCGAAGCCGCGACCCGAUUGUGGAAAGACGGCCGUCCAUGGCCCAGGUCCAACAGCGGGUCAUGUCGUUCGUCAAGGACACAAAAUCAAAUUGCGACGAAGAGGGGCCUUGCUUCGGAUAUACUGACCCAUGCGGCCAGGAGUGCUUCAAGCACCUGGGCAGCCGUUCAGGAGCAGUCGUAAAACAUCCGACAAUGCUAAGGACAAGCAUGGGUCAACUUUAUGCCCCAAGCCACACUGACCUGGAGGAUCUGGAGGAGGGUGGCUCUUCGUGCCCCUCUCCAAUGAACGGGAAGGUACGGACCAGCCGAGCGGCCUCGAGAGAGCCUUUGCCAGCCCAUGACCACGCGGAGCAUGAAACGCACGAUCACCACCACGGACAUGGCCAUGGCCAUGACCAUGAAGCGCACAGCGAGCAUGAACACAUGGACGAAGAUCUUGAGGCUCAACAUCACCACCACGUUCCUACCAAUGCAUUUCUCUCCCUUGGAUUGCAGACCUCGAUAGCAAUCGCCCUUCACAAGUUUCCUGAAGGCUUCAUCACCUACGCCACGAACCACGCCAACCCCUCGCUCGGCUUCAACGUCUUCAUGGCUCUAUUCGUCCACAACAUCACCGAAGGCUUCGCCAUGGCUUUGCCGUUGUACAUGGCACUCGGAAGCCGCCUUCGAGCCAUGCUCUGGGCUGCAGUCCUCGGCGGCCUCAGCCAGCCCCUAGGCGCGGGCAUUGCCGUGUUGUGGUUCAAGCUUGCUAAACACACUCACCUCACCCCGAACGCCAUCGCCUACGGUUGCAUGUUUGCUAUUACUGCCGGCAUCAUGGUUAGCGUCGGCUUGCAGCUUUUCGUGGAAGCGCUCAGCCUGAACCACAAUCGCAAUCUUUGCAUCUUCUUUGGCUUCCUGGGCAUGGCCCUACUAGGUGUCACCAGCGCUAUCGCGUCUACACACUAG